AUGAUCAAUGUUCUCACUGCUGUUACUCAUUUGAGUGCUUUAGGACAAGGAAAGUGGGUGCAUGCUUAUAUUGGCAGGAAUGGGAUUGAGUUGGAUGAGAAGCUGGGGUCUGCUUUGAUCAAUAUGUAUUCGAAAUGUGGUUGUAUUGAAGGCGCUGUUUAUGCGUUCGACGUGGUGACGAUAAGGAAGAGCUGUGAUACUUGGAAUGCUAUGAUUUGUGGUUUCACUGCAAAUGGGGAUAGCUUGAGAGCUCUUGAGCUUUUCUCAGUGAUGGAGAAAACCUCUGGUUUGGUGCCAAAUCACAUAACAUUCUCAUGUGUGUUGAAUGCUUGUAGUCAUGGAGGUCUUGUGGAUGAAGGCAUGAGAUUGUUUGAAAAAAUGAGUUCUGUUUAUGGUAUUGAGCCUGAUAUCACACAUUAUGGCUGCAUGGUGGAUCUGUUUCAGCCGAGCGGGUUUGUUUGA
Messenger RNA from Dioscorea cayenensis subsp. rotundata (Guinea yam), 462 nucleotides. RefSeq names its product pentatricopeptide repeat-containing protein At4g18840-like. The transcript has a single exon. Gene Ontology annotation, biological process: RNA modification. The coding region runs from base 1 to 462 and encodes 153 amino acids. The record is from RefSeq and is a predicted model, not a curated record. Lineage: Eukaryota; Viridiplantae; Streptophyta; Magnoliopsida; Dioscoreales; Dioscoreaceae. Gene Ontology annotation, molecular function: protein binding; RNA binding.